AUGAGCGAAGAUCACCCUCGCGUUGUGGGUGACCAUGAUGAAAGAGAAUUCGGUGCCACUGAACAACAACAACUAGAAGAGCCCUCCUAUCAUCAUCAUCAUCAUGAUGAAGAAUUAAGAGAAUAUAAUCCGAGAGAUUCAACAGACGGUUUAAUUCAUAGUCAACAACAAGAACAAUCGUAUGCUGAUGAAACCAACAACAACCACCCAUCAUCAAGAAGAGGAAUUUCCGAUAAUCAAAGAAUGAUGGAAGCGGAGGACAAUGGAACCUAUUUAUAUACCAUCGAUGAAAGAUUUCGUUCAAGACAACCAAAUAAUAAGAGAAAAAUUUCCAACUCAAUAAUAGCAUGUUGUACAUGUUGUUGCUGUUGUAUUCCUAUUGGAUUAAUUGUUAUUCUAGUUGUUUAUUUAUUAGGCUUGUUUUUGAUUGCUCCCCAAAUGACUGCAAAUUUACAUGCCAUUGUAAAUGAAUCAAAGAACUCUGGUGUCACUUCUGCUUCUUCAACCAUUAGAAAAGGCACCAUUUUUCAAAACGGCCUUCAAUAUGUUCUUUUGCAUAAUUCAUUCAUUAAGAAUCGAUUCACAUCAUUGAUGCAAGUAUAUACUGGAAGUUGUAACGAAGAAAACGGAGAGGAAGGUAUUGCCCACAUGGUUGAGCACAUGGCUUUUGACAACUCGAAAGAAUUUCCAGGUAGAGGUGGUGUGUGGAAACAAAUAGAAACAAGUGACGUGGGAGAAUUUAAUGCAUACACCUAUUUUAGAAGUACAGUUUAUGAGUUAUACAACUCAAAAAUUAGUUCAAAUGUUGAGGAAAGCUUUGAACGAAAUAUGAAAAUUCUCUAUAAUCAAGUUCAACUUGCAGAAGUUCUAGACGACAGUUUAGAAACUGAAAAAGGAGCUGUUUUAGGAGAGGCUCGAAGAGCAAACAAUAGCUACUAUCAAGCUUUAUCUGCAACAUUUGAAAAUCACGGUGGAGAUACAUUCACAGUUGCUAAACGUUUCCCUAUUGGAAAAACUGACUCUAUAAGAGCAUGGAAGGCCUCUGAUCUAAACAAAUUCUACAAUAAGUGGUACAAAUUGAGCAAUAUGAAAUUAUUCAUUGUUGGAGACUUUGACUUGGACAAACUCGAAACCAUGGUGACUAAAUACUGGUCUGCGAAGGUACCUACUCUCGCACCAAAACCACAGCAAGUAGAUCCAGGUCAUGCAACACCAAAAUCUCCUCUCAUCUACUUGGAUGAAAUUAAUGGAUUGAAUGGAAUCAACUUUAACUUGAUGAUUACUUCAAAAUAUGAAGGAUUUCCGAGAAAUUAUAACUAUUACAGAAAAGAAAUAUCCGAUAUGGUGUUUCAGUUGGUUUACACGGCACAAGUAUUGGUAAAAAUGUCCAUGCAAUACCCAGAUUUGGAUUUCACAACACGAUCGGCAGGAGUAGUUCUUUCUAAUGAGUAUCCUUUUGCCUCAAAGUUAACAAUUCUUUCCAUUCUUACACCAGGCCCACAACCUGAAUUAUCCACAUGGAGGGAAGAUUUCAAGUUGGCCAUUGACGAAUUAAGACAAAUUGCAAAGGAACCUUACCCUGCAAUCGUUAUCGCUGUUUCCUAUGCUCUCGAUGUCAUACAUGCUAUUCCAACCUAUUACGCCAAUACUCAAGAUUCAAAAACUCUCGCCAUAGAGUUACUUGGAAAUGAAGAUCCAAACUUUGAGUUUUUGAAUGUACACGACUCGUAUGCAGCCAGAUCUCAAUUCCUUGGUCUUAGCUUUGCCAUGGGAUCUACAUUGGAGCAUGUCAAAGCAACAGCUCAAUACUUGCUGCAAGGCCUUUCAGAUGUCGUUGAUCCACAAAAACCAACCAUCUUUGAAAAUGUGAAACGUACAUCUGAAAUUUCUGCUGCAGUAUUCUUGGGAAGAUCGGAUGACAUGACCAGAAACGCCAAACCAACAAAAGAAGAAAUUGCUACUCUUAUCAAAGAAAUAAUUCACAGCGAUACACCAACUUCAUUUAGCUUGGAUGCUUCAGCUCUGAAUGCCUUGAUGUCAUUGUCCACUUCUCCAUCUAUCUCAGUACCUGAACCAACCUCAACUGGAACCUAUGUAUUAGAGUUUAAAGAUGAUAAUUUAGGUAUAUCAAUUUUCAAACUUUCCAAUGGAUUGAGAGUCAAUCUUAAGAAAUCUGACAGCAACAUGUCAUACAAGAAAGGUCUUUCGUAUAUUGAAAUUACCUCUCUUGGUGGAAAGAACAGCGAAAGUCCAAAUAUCAACGGAGCUUGUGAAUUUGUGAACUUUAAUAUUGUUGGAGGAUCUCGAUUUUUAACCUCUGAGAAAGAACAGUAUUAUCCACAGGCUUCUAAUGUUGGUUUGAGGUGUGGAGGAGACAACAUUAUUCUUAGUGCUGAACUCAGUGCUGCCUGUAUGAAUUAUCCUUCCUCUCUUGACAUUCUUUGUGACAUGAAAUCCAAGUCUUAUGCGGACACAUUCAAGAAGCUAAGAUUAUCUAUGAAUCCAAUCUAUAACAACAAUGUGAAGAAAAAGGUUAUUGCCAAGUUCCAAAAAGAUCAAGGUCUUGAAAUUGAUGACAAAUUCGAUUCAAUGACCUCCAUCAACAGCUAUUCAAUUGAUAAGGUUUUGAAAUCAGCUUUCCCUAAUGAGCACAGACUUCAUCGUGCCACCUUAGAAGAUUUCAAAAAUUUAAAUCCUCUUGCUGUCCAGCAAUGGGUAUCUCAACAUUUUUCCUUGAUUCGUGACAAUGACAACAAGAAUGUAAAUCGAUUUGAAAUCAACAUUGUCGGCGAUGUUGUUGUUGAGAACUUGUUGCCUCAAUUAGAGAAAUGGUUUGGCACCAUUCCAAGGAUUGCAAAACCAGCUGAAAUUCUUGGUUAUGAUAUUUAUGACAAACGUCAAGUUUCAAAAUUCACAGCUGAAUAUCCAAAAGAUUUAACACUUCAGAACACCUCCUACACAUGUGAAGUUUUGUCUUAUUCCACCAACAAGGCUCUUGUUACAGCAAUUUACCCUGGAAACAGUAUUAACUCAGAAAAUCCAUCCAACCUCAGAGCUCAACUCUAUAAUGUUAUACUUUCAAGAUAUGGAUUUGAUGUGGUUCGUUCACAAGGAGGUUUUUCAUAUUUUACAAUCAGUAGACCAAUAUCAACGACACUUUUCCAUAACUUUGGUCUUUCUGCAAGCAUCUUCUUGGUUGGUGACUAUCCCAACUACACGGAAGACCCACUCAACAUUCAAAGAAGUGUGGAAUUCUUAAUUUCCUCUUUAAAGAAGGACAUUUCUGAAGACUUUUUUGUUCAUGCAAGAGAUGAAGCUCUAGCAGCCUAUUCUUUCGCAUUGGACACUGAAUCUGCUUGGAUGUCUCAAAUCAGAGGUCUUUCCAUCACUUCACCAGCGACAUUCCCAUCUGACUAUCCAUUCCUUCGAUCAACCAAUGAUAUUGAUAUUCGUACCUUCCUCAAACAAGCAAAACAUGACGAUUUCAAAGACAUGUUCUCCAAAGAGAUGAAGGACAUUAGUUAUGGAUUGUCUGGUGUGAUGAUUGCUUCAAAUACUCGACAUUCUCAAUAUCCUCUUUGUUCGAGAAGUUGA
This is a messenger RNA of Naegleria fowleri, 3594 nucleotides long. RefSeq lists its product as uncharacterized. Gene Ontology annotation, molecular function: metal ion binding; metalloendopeptidase activity. The record is from RefSeq and is a predicted model, not a curated record. The transcript has a single exon. Lineage: Eukaryota; Heterolobosea; Eutetramitea; Acrasida; Naegleriidae. Gene Ontology annotation, biological process: proteolysis. Bases 1 to 3594 code for a protein of 1197 amino acids.